UUCCCCUCUCCCCCUCCCACCCUGGAUCAUCUUCACAAACACCUUACACUCCUCCCAGCCUCCUUCUCCACGCUGAUCCCCUUUUGCCUCGACAGCCACGAGCCUCCCACAUGUGCACUAUCCCUAGCCGCAGCAUCACGAUCCUUCACACCUAACAUCUAUCCCUCAACAUGGGUCUCCUGCCUAUCCUUUAACCCCCCAAUCCCCCUCUUCCUCAUCCCCUGCCCCAUGGGUGUGUGAGGGGCGCUGGCUGGCGGGCGAGUCAGUAGUCGCCCGGACGUCGUAGAGGUAACGUCUCGUUCGUGUCUCUGUGACCCCGGGGUGUCGACCAGUGAUCCUCUUAAGUGACUUGUGUACUUCUGUGUCGUGGCAGAGAAAAAAAAAAUAAGAAAAAACUUAAAUGAACCUGAAUUUAUAUAUAUAUAUUUUCGUGUGAACUGGGUACUUUACGGUUGUGUUGAUGGAAUAUUUCAACAAGAUGGACGGUGGUGGGGGGUUCGUGAGGGCUGGCCUGCUGGGGCUGACGCAGGGGGUGUCCCUACACGACCCAUUACGUCUACACCACGCCCUACACACGCAGGCGAGUGAGAGCGUCAAGGAUGGCAGCAGUGCUACGUCCCUACUGCGUCCCCUCACUGACUACCCUCACCUGCCCCUCCUUCCCUUCACCGCCCCUCCCUUCCUCCACCCACACCUUGACCCCCGGCUCCCCUUCUCACCCUCCGCCUUCCACCCGCUCCAUUCCCACGCCCACGAAGCCCACGCCCGCGCCCACGACGCCCACAACAAGCUGCCCCCGCCGCCCACGGCCAGCCUUUCCGGGUCAGCCUUCUCCCCGCUGCCGGCCAAGACUGCCAAGAUGGAGGACGGAGGUUGUUCCAGCUCCGCCAUCCCCUGCUCUUCCUCUGGACUCUUCUCCCCCGCCCUCCUGGCCUCCCUCGAUCCCCGCACCGCCUUCCUGACGGGUGGCGGGGGCGGGGGCGGUGGCGGGGGCGGCAGCAUGGGGGUGUUGGAGGAGAGGCGGGACUCGCCGUCUCCCCGCGGAUCACACGGGUCACGGGAGUCCCCAGGUCACGCCCGGGACACCGACACUCCUAACUCCAACAGUGACGAACCCAAAGUGUGCCUUCAAGACUGGAUACUGUUCAACGCUGUGCAGCUUCUUGGUAACGGACGUAAGCCUCGCCCUGGGGAGUCCUGGUGCCCGGUGUGUGGAGUGACGCUACGUACUGGGGAAGUGGAUGCCCAUCUCACCCACGAGCUGGACAAGCUCAUCCGCCUUCCUCAGACCCGCCCACUCUCCCAGCGCACGCCCACACCCACCACCUCCACGCCCAUCACCAGCAGCAGCACCACUUCCGUCACCAGCGUCGCCGCCUCCGUCAGCUCGCCCCUCAGCCCACACCCAGGGCACGCCCGCGCCCGCGACCCCGGCUGGGAUAAAAGUCGUCGAUUACAGCAACCAGAUACCAAGAGUGCCAAAAGGCCGCAGUACCAAAAUGCCAGUCUCUCUAAAGGCUCAGAACCCAAAGACCCCAGUAUUUACAGCUAA
Messenger RNA from Cherax quadricarinatus, 1552 nucleotides. Lineage: Eukaryota; Metazoa; Arthropoda; Malacostraca; Decapoda; Parastacidae. The record is from RefSeq and is a predicted model, not a curated record.